Molecule: messenger RNA, 1838 nt
Organism: Elephantulus edwardii (Cape elephant shrew)
Lineage: Eukaryota; Metazoa; Chordata; Mammalia; Macroscelidea; Macroscelididae
Product: U3 small nucleolar RNA-associated protein 6 homolog
Exons: 19
Coding region: 1-1797 (598 amino acids)
Biological process (GO): maturation of SSU-rRNA from tricistronic rRNA transcript (SSU-rRNA, 5.8S rRNA, LSU-rRNA)
Cellular component (GO): small-subunit processome; Pwp2p-containing subcomplex of 90S preribosome
Molecular function (GO): protein binding; snoRNA binding
Source: RefSeq, a predicted model, not a curated record
AUGGCGGAGAUAAUCCAGGAACGUAUAGAAGAUCGGCUCCCAGAAUUGGAACAGCUGGAGCGCAUUGGGCUGUUCAGUCAUGCGGAGAUUAAAGCUAUCAUUAAGAAAGUGUCAGAUCUGGAGUAUAAAAUACAACGAAGAGCCCUUGUUAAAGAAGAUUUUAUCAAUUAUGUUCAAUAUGAAAUUAAUCUUUUGGAGCUGAUCCGGAGAAGAAGAUCUCGCAUUGGAUAUUCAUUUAAGAAGGAUGAGAUAGAGAAUUCAAUGGUACAGCGUGUACAAGGUGUCUUUAAACGUGCUUCAUCAAAGUGGAAAGAUGAUGUUCAACUUUGGCUGUCCUACAUAGUUUUUUGUAAGAAAUGGGGGGCCAAAGUUCAACUUAGCAAGGUAUUCUCUGCCAUGUUGGCCAUUCAUUCAAAUAAGCCAGCUCUGUGGAUCAUGGCUGCCAAGUGGGAGAUGGAAGAUCGCUUGUCUUCAGAGAGUGCAAGACAACUUUUUCUUCGAGCUCUACGCUUUCAUCCAGAGUGUCCAAAACUUUAUCAAGAAUACUUUAGGAUGGAACUGAUGCAUGCUGAGAAAAUGAGAAAGGAAAAGCAAGAAUUUGACCAAGCAAAAAUGGAAGUGGAAAAUCUUGAUUAUACUGAAGAAAUCCUAACUGGUGAACUGGCACGGAUCAUCUACAAAAACUCUGUGAGAAUUAUUAAAAGUGCAGAAUUUCAUGUGUCAUUGCUUUCAAUUGCACAGCUAUUUGAUUUCGCCAAAGAUUUGCAAAAAGAAAUUUAUGAUGACCUUCAGACGCUUCACACAGAUGACCCUCUCACUUGGGAUUAUGUGGCCCGGCGAGAAUUAAAUGUCGAGUCUCAGCCAGGAGAGGAGCAGCCUGCAACAAAACAAGCCAGGACAGUGGAGAUGGACCAGAAGGAGGAGCGCUGCUGUGCUGUCUAUGAUGAGGCAGUGAACACUCUGCCUACAGAGGCCAUGUGGAAGUGUUACAUCACCUUUUGCUUGGAGAGAUUUGCUAAGAAGACAAGUAAUAAAUCCCUCAGAGAGAAGAGGCUGGAAAGAACCAUGAUUGCAUUCAGAAGGGCACAUGAACUCAAACUUCUGCCAGAAUUGCAGUACAAGCAAUGGAUUGACUUGCUCCUUCACCAUAAAUUCUUGAAGGAAGCUCUGGAGGUGGCUGUUGCUGGGACAGAGUUGUUCCGAGAUUCAGUGACAAUGUGGCAAAUGAAGCUGCAGGUGCUGACUGAAUCCAAGAGCCCUGACAUCGCCAUGCUGUUUGAAGAAGCUUUUGGAAACUUAAAACCCCAGGCUUGCCUGCCAUUGUGGAUUUCCUGGGCAGAGUGGAGUGAAAAUACCAGAAGCCCAGAAGAUGCUGAAGCAGUCUUUAAGAAGGCAUCCCUAGUGGUCACAGGUGCUGACUCAGUAACCCUGAAGGAGAAGUAUCUAGAUUGGGCUUAUCGAAGUGGUGGCUACAAAAAGGCCAGAGCAGUGUUUAAAAGUUUACAGGAAAGCCGUCCAUUUUCAGUUGAAUUUUUCAGGAAAAUGAUCCAAUUUGAAAAGGAGCAAGAAUCCUGCAAGAUGAUGAAUUUAAGAGAAUUCUAUGAGAGGGCUUUAAGAGAGUUUGGGUCUGUAGAUUCUGAUCUUUGGAUGGAUUACAUCAAAGAGGAAUUGAAUCACCCUCUUGGUAGACCUGAGAACUGCGGCCAGAUCUAUUGGCGAGCCAUGAAGAUGUUGCAGGGAGAGUCUGCUGAAGCAUUUGUGGCUAAGCAUGCAAUGCAUCAGGCUGGCCAGUUGUGAAAAGAACACAUUCAACUUCGUGGAAAAGUUUUAUAAGAGCC